AUGAGUAUUGAGGUUCAUGUACGCAUUCGACCAAACGCCCCCACUAGCGUGUGGUCCAGCGCAGAAACGGUGUUGUAUAGUACAAAUAACCCUGACGUGCGUUACGUGUACAACAAAGUACACCAUGGUGGCACAAGCAACCACACCAUCUUUCAAGGUCUGGAGGCUCUAGUACACGCCGGUUUUGGCGGCAAGAAUGUCACCGUCAUGGCCUAUGGUCAAACGGGCAGUGGGAAGACGCACAGUAUGAAUGGAACUGCCGCGGACCCAGGCAUUGUGCCACGAACUGCAUUGUUGCUUUUUGAGUUAAAGAAAAAUUCCCCUGGAACAGAAAUUUUUGUUUACUUCACGGAGAUAUAUAAUGAGUCCGUGAAGGACCUGUUAGACCCUCAACGGGGUGACCUUGCGCUUCAUGACGCGCCGGACGGAGGGGUUUACUUCGACAAAAAGUCUGUUUUAUUGGAUUCUCUGGAGGGUUUUACGAAACUGCAGGGCGCCGCGGAGCGCAACCGCAAGUACGGUGUAACGAACCUCAAUGACCACAGUAGUCGCUCGCACAUGAUUCUCACAUUUGAGAUUCACAGGUCGAGCCGGCAAGUGAGUACAAUCAACUUAGUGGAUCUUGCCGGCUCUGAAUCCGCAUCUCGUGCAAACACAGAAGGUAUGCUGCUGCGUGAAGGAGGCUUUAUCAACAAAAGCUUGCUAACGCUUGGUAAUGUGGUGGAUGCGAUCGUAGACAAGCGUACUUAUGUACCCUACCGUGAUGCCAAACUUACCCGUAUUUUACGGAACUGUCUGGGCGGGUCCGGUAUGACCUUCAUUCUAUGUUGCAUUAACCCAUCUACGGAAAAUUUUGAGCAAACGGUAUCUAGUCUGCGCUUUACGCAGCGAGCCAUGAAAAUCAAAAACGAUCCGGUUAUGGUACUCAACAUGCCACCGCUUUUCGCGCACGAAUACAGCAUAGGUGCGGAAGAGAUUGUCCGAGGGAUAGAUGAGUUAAGUGAUGCCUAUUAUCAACGUGGACUGCGUGAUGCUUAUUUGUACGUCGACAAAACUGUCUCGUCUAUCGUGGGUAGCUUUAAGGGACAGGUCUCUGAACCCAUACGGGCGAUGGCGGAUGCUCAGCGACUUCUUAUUGCGCACGAUCAUUCUGUGGCUAUUGAUCAAAUCGGUCCGCUUUACAGUCGACUAGAGGAGUUGACACAGCAGCAGCGACAGGACCGCGAUAUUGAGGAACGGGAGGGCAAGAGGCAACGUCAAAUUGAGGAUGAGAUUGAGUGCCGCCGCAACAAGGUUGCUCGUCUGGAGGCACGUGUGAAGGAGCGCGAUGCUGAAGGAGACACUGAAUUGGCGAAUUGGGAGUAUCAACUCUAUGAGGCGCGGCAAAGACGAGUAACCCAACUAGAACUGCUUUUGUCUUCAGAGAAAGCAGCGCGGUGCCAGUUACAGUAUAAACACGUCAUCUGCAUAGAGCGCAUAGCCGCUCGCUGGGUGCCCAUGAUCAAGUCUUUAGGACCCGCCACCCCUCCAGUUGCUGACAAGAAGGUGGCUCUCCAGCGGUUGCGUCAGCGCUUGGAGCAAGCGCGGGAGGAGCUGCAAGAUCUCACUGUAGCACAUGAUAUGAUCAAGGAUGAUCUGCCGAAUGUACAAGCGGCGGCAGAGGGUGCAGGAGGAGGUACUUUAACUCCUACCUCACUUUCCCCACGGCCACAAAUGAGUGAAGAUGCAAUUCCUAUAGGUGCUCACAUGUCGGAUGCACAGAUUGAGGAACGGAUUCACCAGUUGGAAAGGGAGGAGAAGCUGUUGAUGUCGCAAGCCAUUCACGUGGCUCGCUGUGAGAGCGCCCGCCGCGUUCGGGAGUCUUUAGCGAGCCCGCGAAGGGAGACUCCUCGCACCAGCCGUUCGGUUGUGCGGUUGCAUAGCGCAACGCCAUCCCGUCAGGAUAAGGAUGCCGGGGACAUGCGAGGGCAACUGUUGGAAGUACUUGACUCCUCCCCAUUAGACAUUGCGCAUCGUUCGAGGUGCCAUGGGAGUCAGGCCCACCAACGUAGUCCCACGCCACGUACUGCCCGUACGGUAUUUCCUACCGCCGACGAGGAGUUAUGCGAUGAUGUGAAUGUGCCGGUGGGUCCCAAACGUAGCGCCUCACCGCGCACCGAGAAUUUGGCCGACGGCAUGCGCCGGGCGUUGGGUGUGUUGCGCGAUGUGAGGAGCAAACUGUUGCGUCCCGCUUUGGGACGUAAUGUUCCGAGUGUUUCUCGUGGGAGUGCGAGGGCUGCUCUAAGGACGUCGUCCCCACUGCCUCAAUAUGUGCGGUCGGGUUCAUUAAGUGGGCGCCGCACGAAUUCUUCUCCUCCAAUCAAUAUUGAAGAAAAUAACGGUGAUGAUGAGGCCAUGCCUUUUUCGGAUGUGUGCAAGCAACGUAAUAACGCGAAGAUACAGGAACCGGUUAUUGGUAUUGCCGCACGCAGACGGUUGGAGGGUGCACCCACACGACCUAACGUCGAGCGUGCGUUGUGGCGGUUGUCACUUUCUCCUAGUAGUGAACGCGCCGGGAAGAGUGGGCGUAGCCGCUCCCGCCGUCGUUGA
Trypanosoma brucei brucei TREU927 is the source of this 2589-nucleotide messenger RNA. RefSeq names its product kinesin, putative. The transcript has a single exon. Gene Ontology annotation, cellular component: kinesin complex; microtubule. Lineage: Eukaryota; Euglenozoa; Kinetoplastea; Trypanosomatida; Trypanosomatidae. Gene Ontology annotation, biological process: microtubule-based movement. The record is from RefSeq and is a predicted model, not a curated record. Gene Ontology annotation, molecular function: ATP hydrolysis activity; microtubule binding; ATP binding. The coding region runs from base 1 to 2589 and encodes 862 amino acids.